Molecule: messenger RNA, 288 nt
Organism: Fusarium sp. VM40
Lineage: Eukaryota; Fungi; Ascomycota; Sordariomycetes; Hypocreales; Nectriaceae
Source: the annotation of a GenBank genome assembly
AUGAGCGCCAUCUCAGCCGUCUUUCUUGUCCUCAUCACCAUUUUCUUUCCCCCCGUCGGUGUAUGGGCUGUCUCAGGAUGUGGAAUGGAUCUAUUCAUCAACAUCUGCCUAACCCUGCUGGGCUUCAUCCCGGGUCACAUCCAUGCCUUCUACCUCGAGUACGUCUACUACGACCGCCGAGAGCAGGCGCGCGAGGGCCGCCUUGCGACAGGACCUGCCCCUGGCGUGUACUCUGAUAAUGUGCAGACUGGAGGACAGGGCUACGGAACGAUUGGACAUACAGCUUAA